Messenger RNA from Caenorhabditis briggsae, 651 nucleotides. The transcript has 5 exons. The coding region runs from base 1 to 651 and encodes 216 amino acids. The record is from RefSeq and is a predicted model, not a curated record. NCBI's taxonomy places the organism in Eukaryota, Metazoa, Nematoda, Chromadorea, Rhabditida, Rhabditidae.
AUGAAUACCUUCAGCUCGAAAUACAUUGGAGGGCAUACGGAUGUGAUUGCUGGAGUGGUUACUGUAGCGAACUACGAUAACUGGAAUAGACUGAAACUUCAGCAGCUGACUACUGGAAGUUCAUUGAUGAAAAAAUGCCGAAAACCACCACAAUCGGUGACAAUUAACAUCAUUCCAAGUGUGAUUAUCACACCGGCAGANCCCGAGAGAGAGAGAGAGAGAGAGAGAGAGAGAGAGAGGGUCUCUUGGGGAGUUGAAAUCCGGGUCAAAAUGAGGACAAAUGUUUCAUUAUUUGACAACUUCCUCUUAUCUCUCUCAGUAACCCAGAUAAAUUGGCUAAAGUUAGAGUAUGUGACUAAUUGUUUAAUGAUAGCAAGUUAUCAAUACCUGGUUGUUCACAUAUCACAUGUUUAUUCAAUCGCUUUUAGAUUCCGUUUAUCUCUGCGUCUCUCUCUCUCUCUCUCUCUCUCUCUCUCUCUCUCUCUCUCUCUCUCUCUUUUCCGAGAGAGCACUGAUUUCUUGCCCUGUUCUCUUUUUUUUUCGCUAACUGAGUACUUAAAUUCGAAAACUCAAAAAACAUUUUCCUCAUUUUUUAAAAUCCCUAUUUCUUUUUGUUUAACAACAGUUGUCAUUUUUCUUCUUCUCGACUAG